Messenger RNA from Striga hermonthica, 349 nucleotides. NCBI's taxonomy places the organism in Eukaryota, Viridiplantae, Streptophyta, Magnoliopsida, Lamiales, Orobanchaceae. The record is from the annotation of a GenBank genome assembly.
UGGACGUACUGUUGAACCAAACGACAAACCAAGUCACGAGAGCGUGAGGGAGCUGUUCGACAACCUUAGCCUCGAAUCAUCUGAACAAACAAAUCCAAAUAUGGCUCUACCAACGGCUCGUGACACCCUCCGAACCUUAGCCCAACCGAUGAUCGGGCCAAUCACUUCAUGCAUUCGUUUGGGAGAAGCUACACAGAACUAUGAGCUCAAGAUGAUUCAUUAUAACCAGUUGCCGUCAUUACACGGUCUCCCCAAUAAAGAUCCGCUUAACUUUAUUCGAGAAUUCUACAAUGUCCUCCUGACCUUCCCUGUAAUAUCCCGUCAGUUUAUCAGUAUAAAUCAUGUUUUA